Molecule: messenger RNA, 2052 nt
Organism: Hevea brasiliensis (rubber tree)
Lineage: Eukaryota; Viridiplantae; Streptophyta; Magnoliopsida; Malpighiales; Euphorbiaceae
Product: laccase-2-like
Exons: 6
Coding region: 130-1866 (578 amino acids)
Biological process (GO): lignin catabolic process
Cellular component (GO): apoplast
Molecular function (GO): hydroquinone:oxygen oxidoreductase activity; copper ion binding
Source: RefSeq, a predicted model, not a curated record
UGCUAAGUUCUCUUAGCAAAUUAAUUCACUAAGUUUCAACUAUACCUAGCUGGCUAGAUACUCUUCUUCCACUUCUCAUCAAGCACACAAAAGGUGACAAAAGUUUUUGCACAUUAACUAGACAUAUAUAUGGGCGCUUCAAAUACUCUACUCCCAGUAUUUGUUGUAGUCCUGCAUUUUGCUUUGUGCUGCUUCUUUGCCCUUCCUCAGGUUGCCAAUGCUGGCAUUACCAGGCACUAUAAGUUUGAAAUUGUAUCCAUCAAUGUCACCCGAUUGUGUCGCACCAAGAGUAUGGUGACGGUGAACGGCCAGUUCCCGGGGCCUCCCGUGGUCGCGAGAGAAGGUGACCAUCUUCUAGUGGAGGUGGUCAAUCAUGUUUCUAGCAAUGUCACUAUCCAUUGGCAUGGAGUUCGACAGCUUCGGAAUGGAUGGGCAGAUGGGCCAUCAUACAUCACUCAAUGCCCUAUUCAGACAAACAGUACUUAUGUGUACAACUUCACUAUUACAGGACAAAGGGGAACUCUCUUAUGGCAUGCUCACUUCCAAUGGAUUAGAGCUACUGUCUAUGGACCACUUAUCAUCCUCCCUCAGCUUAAUGAUUCUUACCCAUUUCCCAAACCCUGGAAGGAAGUCACCAUCUUGCUUGGAGAGUGGUAUAACACGGAUCCUGAGGCAAUCAUUAACCAGGCUUUACAGACUGGAGCUGCCCCUAAUGUCUCUGAUGCCUACACCAUUAAUGGACUUCCAGGCCCAUUGUACAAUUGCUCAGCAAAAGAUACGUACAGGUUAAAAGUAAUGCCAGAAAAGACAUAUCUUCUGAGAGUGAUCAAUGCUGCACUGGAUGAUGACCUCUUUUUCACCAUAGCAAAUCACAGUUUCACUGUGGUUGAGGCUGAUGCAAAUUAUGUGAAGCCUUUUGAAACUGAGCUUUUGUUGAUUUCACCAGGACAGACCACAAAUGUUCUCCUAAAAACCAAACCCAUUGCCCCUAGUGCCAAAUUCUUUAUAUUGGCCAGACCAUAUUCCACGUCUCUAGGUCCAAUUGAUAACACAACCGUUGCUGGGAUUCUUGAAUAUAAAACUUGUUCACAUUCCUCCAAAUCCAAAAGACUUCCAGUCAUUAGACCACCUCUGCCUCCUAUUAAUGCUACCAAUGUUGCAGCCAAUUAUUCUAGCAGACUUCGGAGGCUGGUUAAUGCUCAAUUCCCAGUUAAUGUGCCUCAAAAAGUUGACAAGAAUUUUUACUUCACAGUAGGUCUAGGAACUACCCCCUGCCCCCAAAAUCAGACCUGUCAAGGACCUAAUGGCACGAAAUUUGCAGCUUCUGUUAACAACAAUUCCUUUGUUUUUCCUUCAAAAGCAAUUCUCCAAUCCUACUAUUUUAAAAAAUCUAAUGGGGUUUACGCUACAAAUUUUCCAACAUUUCCUCCUAAACCAUUCAACUACACUGGGACACCACCAAAUGUUACUUUUGUUACCCAAGGAACCAAAGUUGCAGUGCUUCCAUUCAAUGCUAGUGUGGAGUUAGUCUUGCAGGACACUAGCAUUCUGGGUAUUGAAAGUCACCCUCUGCAUCUCCAUGGCUACAAUUUCUAUAUUGUUGGUCAAGGAUUUGGAAAUUUUGAUCCCAAGAAUGAUCCCAAAAAUUAUAACCUUGUUGAUCCUGUUGAACUCAAUACUGCUGGUGUGGCCUCUGGUGGGUGGUUGGCAAUUCGUUUUUUUGCCGAUAAUCCAGGAGUAUGGUUUAUGCACUGUCACUUUGAUGUCCAUCUGAGCUGGGGCUUGACUAUGGCAUGGAUCGUCCUUGAUGGAAAACUUCCCAAUCAGCAGAUGCUUCCUCCACCGUCUGAUCUUCCCAAGUGUUGACCAAUAAUGAGUUCCAAUGCCUACUUAAUUAACUUAUAAUGUUGUCUUUAAUUGGAUUUUGUUUAUCCAACCUUUGUGUUGGACCCCAAUCGUUUGUUUCCUUUCCUUUGGCAUUGUUGUUCGGCUUGCCCUUACCCUCAAUUUUACCAUAUUAGACAGUCAACUGAACAAAAAUGGGACCAAAAG